Cuscuta epithymum is the source of this 2178-nucleotide messenger RNA. NCBI's taxonomy places the organism in Eukaryota, Viridiplantae, Streptophyta, Magnoliopsida, Solanales, Convolvulaceae. The record is from the annotation of a GenBank genome assembly.
CUCCAACUUUUGUCAUUUGGUGUCUGAUUGAAGUAGCUCCACUUCAAUAAUUCACUUUGCUUAGAUCCUUACUCCAGCUAAGAGUCUUUCAAUGACUCUAUUUCUAUGCGGAGCCGCUGGUGGUAUGGGCUAAUCUCAUCUUUGAGUAACCAUAUAUAUUCAACUAGCUAGCUAGUGAAUUGGCCGGAAAGUACGACGUACGAUGUAUUGGUUCUUAUUCUUCCUAGUAGCAGCAAUGGGUGUUUCAUCGUCACCAAAUAACAAUGGUGUUUUUGACAUCUAUGACCGCUACUCGAAUGAAGUUGUCGAUGUCUUAGGUAAGGGCGGGUUGCCUACGAAAGGAGGCGCGGAUUACUUUUCAUACUUGGCAGCCCGUGAUUCCCGGAGACGCCAAUCUUCUCCGGCCAUCACCUUUUCAUCUGGAGAUGGCACCUUUCAGAUAGAACUUUUAUCACCUCUCUACUACGCAAAAGUUUAUGUUGGAACGCCUCCUUUGCCAUUCAUCGUUGCACUAGACACAGGGAGUUCCUUGUUUUGGCUCCCAUGCAAUUGCAGUGUGUGUUUACGCAACAUCACUUUUUAUUGGAACCAGACAACAAAUUGCAAUAUUUACCAUUCGGAUAAAUCGUCCACAUACAAGAGUAUCGGUUGCCCACCUUCAAAUAAUGGAUGCCCAUUUGAGGCCCGAUACAAGGAUGGAUCGUCCGCUACAGGGGUGCUCAUAUCAGAUAUAGUACACCUAACCACUUAUGAUCACCAGCAUAAACACGUUCAGGCUCCUGUUACAUUCGGGUGUGCAUCCAAUGUAACUGGUUACUUUCGGGACUAUUCAGCUUUUAACGGAUUGCUGGGGCUUGGGCUGGGUAAUGGGCCUGACAAUAUGGAUGCCCUCAGCAUCCUUGCUGCUCAAGGGAUUGUUGGCAAUUCCUUCUCCCUCUGUUUCCAACCUAGUGGGAAUGGGACAUUGAUACUCGGAGACAAAGGGACUUCCAAUCAGAGGGAAACACCAUUAGAUCUAAGUAUACAAAAUUCAACUCUCUAAUAAAGGAACCACGCAGCCCGCCGCCAACAUAUCUGGGUUAUUUUGAAUAUUGCUAUGACUUGAGCCCAAAUAAAACUUCUUAUUGGACUCCUCCGCUGAGCUUCAUAAUGAAAGGAGGACACAAAUUUGAUGUCUUUUUCCCAACAAUCAAGUCACAUCAGGGAGACAGAUCUUUUUAUUGUUUAGCUAUCGUCAAGCAGGACAAUAUUAACAUAAUUGGACGUGAGCAAUAUUAUUUCUCUUCCACUCAUUCUAGCUUUUUACAAUUAAUAUACUCUGUAUUAUCUAUGAUAUGUCGAUAUAUUAAUAAUAGACUACUUAUAAUAAAUACUACUCCCUCAGUCCCUCCGUCCCGUUAGAAGGUUUCCACUUUCCUUUUUUUGGACGUCCUGUUAGAAGGUUUUCAUUUCCAUUUUAGAAAACAAUUAACAAUCUUAAGUGAGAAAUUAGUCAUUAAAUUUUAAAAAUAAUACAUUUAUAACAUCACAGUUAUCAAUACUAACACAUUAUAAUAUAUACUUAUUAAAACUAUUUAUCAAAAUAUACCCGAAGUAUUUUAUUUAAUUAUCACCUAAAUAACCGUGUCGUUUUGCUAUAUAUGGGAACCUAGCUUCCAGCGGGAUAGAGGUAGUACGUACUAUUGUAGAUUCUUUGGUUACGUUUAGUACGUACGUUACCUCUUCUUUCUAUCGAAAUUAAUUUACGCAAUAUUUACUUAUGUUAAUGCAACUGAGCAUGUUCAAUGAUAGUAUGUUCUAAUUAUUUGUGCAGAGAACUUCUUUACCGGCAACAAUAUAGUGUUUGAUCGGGAAAGAGGUAUAUUAGGGUGGCAGCAAUCCAAAUGUAGGUUUACGAGUUUUUUUUUUCAAGCAAUCUUCAUGUACACAUUAAGUAGUAACAAUAGCAGUUUUUGAUGAAACCAGUUCAACGAUACUUCCUAUUCUGAGGAUGCACAAGAUUCAUCGCUGCCUAUUGUAACAAGUGUUGUUAUGGGUUUUUUAGUCUAUUACUUUUUAUGUAGUCAGAAAUUACUAUAAAUAGAAGUAAAAAAUUAUUAUUGUACAUUAAUUAAGAUUCAGGAUUUUAUAUAACUAAAAGAACAUGAUGUCCCCAAAAUAUGACUCCAUUAGUUUUUC